This is a messenger RNA of Salvia splendens (bonfire salvia), 5085 nucleotides long. Its product is annotated as putative late blight resistance protein homolog R1A-10. Gene Ontology annotation, biological process: defense response to other organism. The coding region runs from base 1674 to 4898 and encodes 1074 amino acids. Gene Ontology annotation, molecular function: ADP binding. NCBI's taxonomy places the organism in Eukaryota, Viridiplantae, Streptophyta, Magnoliopsida, Lamiales, Lamiaceae. The transcript is spliced from 3 exons. The record is from RefSeq and is a predicted model, not a curated record.
UUCUUCUUUGAUUGUUGGUGGUUUUAUCUUUGUUUCCAUAUUGUGAUAUUUGUGAACGUUCUUGUUCAAGCAUUUUUUUCUAUUAAGAUUACUUAGCUUCCUCUGAUUCAAUGUUUAGUGCUGUUGAUUAUUAUAAUACCUACUAUUGGUAUACAAUAUCUUAUCAGAUCUGGGUGGUAGAGCUCGGAUUUGAGGUGUUUCAUGCUUGGUUUUGUCAGAGUACACAAAUGUUUGUAGAAAUUCCUGAGAGAUACUGGUUUGUGAAUUGAUUAAAGAUUAAAUUUUGCUUACUAUUUCACUUAGGUUAGAAGCUAAAUAAGUAGGAUUUGAGUUUAUUCAACUCCAACUCAUAUGUGUUGAGUUAAUGUAACUCAACACGUAUGAAUCAUGAAUGUACGGAUAAUAGAAAAUUAACUUACAUUUUCCACUACUUUCCUUUAUGCUUGUUAAAACUCGAUUCAAAUUAAACAGAUAAUAGGAGGUGGAAGUAAUAAAUAGUUAGGUCAAAAAUAAAUAUUGUAGUGGCAGACACAAUUUGGGUGUACUAUACUCUUUAUUUUAUUUUUUCUAUUAUGAAGUUUAUCAAAAUUGCUUGAAAUUAGACAAAAAAAAGGAAAACAAAGGAUGGGCAUGAAAGAAGAAGAAGAUAAUGCUACAAAGUAAUUUUAAUGCUAACUUAGCCUGUCUAUCUAUAGGGGAUGUUCGGUUUGCAAGAUUGUAUCCCGAGAUUAAAUAUGUAGUAUGUUUGGUUUAUGAGAUAACUCAAUCAUAGAUGGAUAAUCAAGGAUAAUUAAUCAUAACUAACCCCCUAUGAUUAAAAUAGUUUCACAACUCAAUCCUAGAUUAUAUUUUGGUAUUAUCUUAUGUAGGAAAACGAACAUCACUGUAGAUGUGAACAUAAGUAAAACGGCUCAAUUAUAGGACCUCUUAACGACAAUUUUUCCUGGGUCCGUCCCUGCGUGGAGGUGCAUACACGUGGUAACCUUUUGAUUUUUGAAUCUUUUUAUAGUGAAAUAAAAGAAGUACUGCAUGAAUAAUCAUCCAAAUAAAGAUGUAUGCUUUUUGUUUUGCGAGAAUUCUAAUGUGUGCAUCAUACAAACACCCUCAAACACUUAAAUAGGAUAUUCGUGAGUGUCCUAUUAGACAUUUGAUAGAGCACUGAUUGUUAUCAUAUAAAUAAAUUUUCUUUGAAAUAAACGCAAAAACUGUAUUUUGGGUAAAACACUCGAACAAAAAUUUUGAAAAGGGACUGCAAAUUUCUUCUCUCGUUUCAACAUUUUCUUGAGAUAACUUUCUUUCGGUUUCAUUUUCACUAAUUUCUUUCUACAUUUCUACUUUUAAGCUUUAAAUUUGCCCUGUACUUGGUCAUUUUAGUUUGAGGUUAGCUUGUUUCUGCCGAGCACAAUGCAAGUUGUAUCUGAAACUUUGUUGAAUAUCCCCAAUAUUGCUUGUUUAUUCUUCAACUUACGCUUAGAAUUCAGCAAUGUGUAUUUGAAAGAGUGCCGUUGUUUGUUUCUUAGAUUGCAUAAAACCUCAGUUCCUAUUGUCUUAAAGCUAAAACUGCAAUUUUGAUUUUCAACUUUCAAGCACAAAACAUUACUGAUGGAUUUCAUUGGCUAGGGCUUUAGGAACAGAUUUACAGACUCUCCACCGCCAAAGAUCAGAUCAAAGAGAUGACAACUUAUGGUGCACUGAUUUCCCUUCAGAAUACAAUUUACCAUGCUAUCCAUUCUUCUCGCAUUAACCUUGUUGGCCACUCUCGAGAAAUCGUAGAUCUUGCAUACCAGGGGUUGCAGCCCUUUAAAGAAAUUCUGGGAAGAUUGGACAGCACAAGCAAGAGCAGGAGCCGGAAGAAGGUGAAUGAUUUGGAUCUACAAAUCAAAGAGGAGGUUUGGGAAUUCGAAGACUUGUUGGAAUCCCUCCUUGCGGAGCAGAUCCUUUCACAAUCUAGAAUUUGCGGGAAUGGGGAUAAAAGAGAUGUAUUGUUAUUCUCCAUUGAUCUGCAGAGCCUACAAGGUGAUGUUGGUUCCUUGAUCCAGAGGCUCAAGGAUAUGGAGGAGGAUUACAUUUAUCAAUUGAAUAAUAUGGCUGAAGACAACGAGGCUAGUUCCUCAAUAAUUGGUUUUGGUGGAACCAAUUUGAAGAUGAUUGGAUUAUGGGAUGAAUUAGAAGAAGUCAAGAGGAAUCUUCUGCGAGAGUUUUUUGGAAAGGAUGUUUUUGUACUUGUUGGAAUGCCAGGUGUUGGGAAGACUGCUCUUGCUCAGCAAAUUUAUCAAGAUCAAGAAAUUGUGAGCAAGUUUGAAUGUCGUGCAUGGGUCACAAUAGGCAGAAAGCCUAAACCCUGUCGACUUUUAAAACACAUUCUAGCUCAACUCGUUGAAGGGGAUGCAAAAGUAGGUGAAAGGAGACCGGAGGGCAAGAAAUGCCUUGUUGUGUUGGACGAUGUAUGGGAGAGAGAGGUGUUGGAUUACUUGAUAAGUAACUUACCCGUCACUGAAAAUGGAUUUAUUCAAAUCUUGGUUACUGCUCGAGAGAGAAACGAGAUUAUAAAUAUCACCUCAGAGAACAGUUUUUAUAAUCUCCCAGACGUAAGUGGUCCUACUUUCAAAGUGGUGCGGUUUUUGAAUGAAGCAGAGAGUAAGGAUCUACUAUGCGAAAAAGUGUUUUGUAAACCGGUUUUCCCUGAUCAACUUGACAAAGCUGCAACCAAAAUUGCCAAGAAAUGUGAAGGUCUUCCUCUCACGAUACUCACUGUUGCUGACAUCCUAGUAAAAUCCGAUAGAAGAGAUGACCCAAACUACUGGGAUGAUGUUGCAGAAGGGAGAAAUUCAGUCUUCACGGAUGCAUACAAUGAAAUAACUAAGGUAUUUUUCCCAAGUUAUGACUACUUACCUCAAUAUCUAAAAAUGCCUUUUCUAUAUAAGGGAGUUUUUCCUCUCGAGUGUACUUUCCCACCAUCCAAGAUCAUGAAUAUGUUGACCGCUGAGGGCUGGCAUCUUCACACAAACAAAAAGCAAUAUUUGGAGGUGUCUGUUUGGGAAUGUUUGCACGAGCUUUGUACUUCUAAGAAUCUUGUUUUAUUCAACAAAAAGAGCAUCUUUUGGCAUGAGAAAACGAGUUAUUAUUGCAUGUAUAAAAAUUGUUGGCUUCAUUCAACAUGGCGGCAUGUGUGUAGAAGAGAAGCUUGGAAGAUCAAGUUUUACCAAGUCUUAAAGAAGCGUGAUGAUGGCUCUAAAAAAGGUAUAAAUGGUCAUCGCGGCUUGUGUCUUGAAAAUAACAUUUUAUUUGGCAUCAAAGGAUUUCGCGAAUCUGUGGAACUGAACUAUAUACGUUCUGUCCUUUUUUUGGGUCCUUACCACCAAUAUCCAAUCCCAGUAGAUGUCGGUUUCAGUUUGCUUAGGGAAUUAGAUGCUCUUAACCUGCGUUUCUACACUUUCCCAUCAGAAAUUUUGGCUCUAGUACACCUAAAGUACCUUGCUCUAACUUGCAAUGGACAACUCCCUGCAACCAUAUCCAAACUUUUCAAUCUUCAAGUCUUGAUUGUCCAUCCACACGUCAACAUCAAACGUUUUGAUGACCCCUCAUACGUGCCAGUACAAAUAUGGGAUAUGCAAGAGUUAGAGCACAUUGAGAUCUUGGGAAAGAGCCUUUUAGCCCCACAUCAUCAUGUUGCUUCUUUGGAAAAGCUCUUGACACUUGUAGGUGUGAAUGCUAAUAUUGGCACUAUCUUGGAACUCUCCAGAAGAAUUCCUAGUGUAAGGAAACUAGGAGUUCGAAUCGAGCUAAGACCUCGUGAUGACAAUAAUGACCUUCUUAGUUGCUUUCGCAGCAUUUCAACUCUUGAAAGUUUAGAGACUCUGAAAUGUUGUAUCAUAAAUCCUGUGAUUCAGCGUGGCUAUGGUGUCCCUACAACUCCUAGUUCAUUGAUGAUGCCACGUGGAUUGAUAAAGCUACAUUUGAGUGGCAUGAGUUUUCCUUGGGAUUACAUGGCUGUCAUAGGCUCUAGCUUGCCAUUUCUUCAAGUACUCAAAUUGCGAUCCUAUGCUUUUCUGGGUUCAAAGUGGGAUGCACAAGAGGUAAUUUUUCCGAGACUUGAUUUUCUUCUAAUUGAAGACAGUGAUUUGGUAUUCUUGAACUUAAGAUCCAUUAGUUUCCCCAAGCUCAGCUACCUAAGCAUGAAACACUGCUAUAAACUGAAAGAUAUAUGCUGGCCGCCAGUGCCUGUUUUAAGCCACAGAAAGAUUGAAUUAGUGGAUUGCAAUCCUUCCGCUUUGAAUUGUGCCAAGCAAUUGUUACUGAGUCAAGAUGGCAUUGUUGAUAUUAUUGCCUCUACAACUUUUAAUGAGAAACCGGUGACCACCAAGUUCCAAAGUUACGGGAAACCACAGACGCAAUGGCCAGACACAGACCCCAUUUCAUUAUAUUUUUCCAGCCCUCUGUUUAGAAAGCCAAAACAGUCACAGUCAAUCUCUACAACCUCCGAGCAAGUGUUUUGGAUUUUGAUAAUCGUAUUCCUGGCAAGUAUCGCUUGGUCCCCAAAAGUUUUUUAUUCAUUUAUUUUUCUUAUUUUGCUUUUUAUAUAUUUGACUCGGGACUUAAUGGCGGGGUCUCAUGAGGGUAGUAACAAGGAUGGUAAUGGAGAUUUGCCCGAUGGAAGAGAGGGCGGUAUUCCAGAUUUGUCCGAUGAAGGAGAAGGCAGGGACGGUGAUGGAACUUCGGCCGAUGAAGUAGAGGAGAGGGGCGGUAUUCCAGAUUUGUCCGAUGAAGGAGAGGGCAAGGACAGUGAUGGAACUUCGGCCGAUGAAGUAGAGGAGAGGGGCGGUAUUCCAGAUUUGGAGGACGAGGACGAGGGCGGUGAUGGAGAUUUGGCAGAUGGAGGAGAGGAUGAAGAUGGAUAGGGAGAGAGGAUUCAAGGAGUGAGAUAAACAGUGAAAUGAGUGAUGGUUUCAACUCCAUCAGUAGUGUGCUGAUCCACCUGGGCCAGAGCUUCAAUGGCCGCAAAUCCUUUAGCAUUCUCAUACUUCCCAGUCCCACCAACAACCGCGAUGUGAGAGAUCGGCGUCGCCGUCCGUGCACCGCGAAGAA